This is a messenger RNA of Anolis carolinensis (green anole), 1209 nucleotides long. RefSeq names its product shieldin complex subunit 1. The coding region runs from base 16 to 1062 and encodes 348 amino acids. Lineage: Eukaryota; Metazoa; Chordata; Lepidosauria; Squamata; Anolidae. The record is from RefSeq and is a predicted model, not a curated record. The transcript is spliced from 3 exons. Gene Ontology annotation, biological process: regulation of double-strand break repair via nonhomologous end joining.
ACUACCACUGCAGUUAUGGAGUCCUGGGAACUGCAGCUUGGUGAGCCCUCCUUGGCCGAGAAGGCUAUGCAGGUUUUGAAAAAGGACAUAUCCCAGGAUCCCAUAGCACCGAGCCAUGGCAGGUCAAGUGGCGUCACGCUGUAUUCGUUCCCCGGUGUAGAUGCACCCCCGACUUCCUAUAAACUCGAUGAUGUCCUGUGCAACAGAAGCACACAGGAAGUCCGAUCUGCAGGGGCUUUGCCAUUGGGUUCAGCUUCCGGAGUGGGAGGCACCUUCCAUAAAAACAAAAGGAAAACCCAACGCGGGAUUCGCCAGCUGCGUUCAGAGGCUGCCUGGAUCUCGUGGAGGAUCCCCCCCCCGUUUGCCUUGGUUCGCUCCGAGGCUGCAAUGGAAGAAAGUAGAGCAACCUCAAGCUGCCAGUCUGAAGAAAGCAGUUUGCUGGACAUCCCAUGUGUUGUAACUGCAGAAGACUUUGCGUUAAUCUCUAGCCCAGGAAGGAAGGGCGAGAUUCCCAGCUCUGUAGAUGAAUUUGUUUCACUGACAUCUACAUCAAUUGACACAGAACCAAACAGUACAGAUUUUAUGGAGUACACCACUGGAGGUGGGGUAACUUUGUGGCCGAGGUCCUGCGUGAAAGCAGAGUCCACUAAUUGUGUGAACUCUGAGCAGUUUCAUAAUAGUGAACUUCCUUUAUCUUGGGCAUAUGAGCAAAAGAAUGAAGGAGAAACCGCCAUUAGGAAAUCUCUAGAAAUGUUUUAUGGGACUUGCUGCCAGAGGAUGCCAUUUGGAGGGAGUCCAGCAUUUGAAGCUGCUUCACAAAGUGUGUCCACCAAAAUUGCAGAACUAGCAGGAAAAGAAGGAACAGAGUACACUCUGAAGAGCCUACGGGUAGCUCAGAUGGUUUUGAACCGAGAAAGGGAGAAGAUGUUUCCUCAACAUUCCAGUGACGCCUGUUUUUCAACUGCCACCAAAGCUGGCUUUGGUUUAGAGGAAGCAAAGGAUGUGCCUGGACUCUCAGAUGACAUCCUUCAGUUUAUCCUAAAGCAGAAGACAACUAAAUGAAUUCUGUCCUGAAUAGGUUUUGACCUGUUCACCCAAAAUACUUUUAAAACUUAUAUAUGAGGUGAUGAAAGGUCUUCUGGGGUGAGAAUUGGUUGCCACAGUGCCUAUGCAAGACCACGCGUAUAAUAAAAACUGAAUUUUCUAUGA